Molecule: messenger RNA, 3573 nt
Organism: Parnassius mnemosyne (clouded apollo)
Lineage: Eukaryota; Metazoa; Arthropoda; Insecta; Lepidoptera; Papilionidae
Source: the annotation of a GenBank genome assembly
AUGGAGACCGAAGAGCUUACAAAACUUGUGGAUGGCAUAUAUAAGAAUAUCCUGGAUAAAUUCAAUCCAGGCGCCCGACAGAUGAUAACAGCUGGAAAAGCUUAUCUGAAAGCUUUGCAUGGUGCUGCAGCAGCGUCUCGCAUGUACGUGGACGCUGUUGGUAAGUUGGGCCGCCAGGCGCAGCAAGGAACAUGGGGAGGUUGUGCCGAUAUUGGAACUGCCCUCAUGAAAGUCGUAGAAGUAUAUCGAGAGAUUCAAGAUCAACAAAUGAACAUUCUAAAGGCGUUUUACGUAGAUUUGUUGGUCCCCUUGGAAACUAAUUUGGAGAAGGAUACAAAAGUAGUACAGUCGGAACAAAAAAGAUUCCUUCAGCAACACAAAUUGCGCUCGGAAAGUUACAGCAAGGCUGCCGCUACGAUUAAAAAGCAAAGGAAAAAGAAAACUAAUGCUACAAAAGUUGGAUCAGCUAUGGACAAAGAGAUGAAGAGCAUGCAAAUACUUGAAGAAGAGAAAACCAAGUUAGACGCAUUUUGUGAACAAAGCUUGAAAAAUGCAAUGACGCAAGAGAGACGCCGUUACGGUUUCGUGCUAGAACGCCAAUGCUCGCUCGCCAAACACUGGCUGGCGUAUCACACUGCUGGAGCUUCUGCAUACAACACCGGUAUCGAUGAAUGGCUCGAGGUUUCACGCACUAGGGAGUUUCUGCCGCCUAAUGUUGAAGCCAUGUUCGUCAGCAAAAUGAGGCAAGUUUCAUUUUGGGCCGAUGAAGAUGUUUACGCUAGUCCGCGCUACGGUGAUGAUGAUGAUCGGGCGUCAGUUGGAUCAGCGUUAAGGAAAACGCGAUCAGUAGACGCGUCUUGUCUUGACGUGCGAUCUAUUGGAGAGCUAGGCUCACCUGCUCAAGGUCUAUCAAGAGCCAAAUCAGAUUUCAAUCUACAGGCAAGCUCCCACACUGAUGAACAAGAAAAUGAUACUCGUACGAACACACGACCAACAUCAUUGGCUCCCCCGACAUCAACAAGUCGGGAUCCACCUUUAGCGAGGGCUCUUUACGCAUACGCUGCUGCUGGUGAAAACCAACUGAGCUUCCAACAGGGAGAUAUAUUGGCAUUAUUAGGGGACCGCACUAAGGGAUGGCAGUAUGGAGAAAAUUUGCGCACUCACAAUGCUGGAUGGUUCCCCCUUGCUUACACGGAACCAAUUCCUACCGAAGAACCUUCACCGGCACGUUGGAGCUGUGCUCAAACCCCCAGCGAGGCACCUCCGCCUGCUCCCAUAGCCCACGCUCAGGUUUCAUCAUCUGUGAAUACCACACACUCGCAUUCUCAUCCACCAGCACGCAUGUUUGGUGACACUGUCACAGCUCAUCAUGUUUAUAAGGGUCGUCUGGGAAAUAAUUCUCCAGGACUGCCACCGACGUUGCCAGCGCCAUCACCGGGUGCUCUUAGUUCUUCAGCUAGUGCGACUUUCCAUGCUUCAUCAGGAAAUUCUUCUGCUACUAAUGCUAUCAAAAGCUCCACAUCUGCUGCCAGCUUUACUACUCAUGCUAUUAUAGAAACAAGAAGCUUUGGGCCACAAACUUUACCAAUGCGUUCACAGGUGACACAAAGUAAAGCUGUUCCAACGAAGAGUGCUGUGGCCACAGUUGGGGCAGUGGGUAACGUAUCACUGCAUAGCUCCAAUGAUUCUGGAUUUUCAAAUGAACCUCCUCCACAACCUGAUGUGGACUAUAGUGACGAAGAGGCUCAAAGACUUCGUGUACCUAUCAGUAAAACUCAGCAAAACAACGAGCGCAAGACACAUUUACUUAAAACUCAAAGCCUUAGACGUGGCCCAAAACCCAGUAACCCUAACAAUGGAUAUUUAACUGAUGAUCAACAAUUACUACUUCGCAAUAUGCUCGAUAUGGACAAAGAUUCCCAAAAAAUUAAAAGGACGAAAUCCUUUUGGAAAUUUGGACGUACAACUUCCGAAGAGAUAAUGGAAGGAAUGUCACUUUGGCAACAUCGUGAUAUAGUUGAUACUGUACCAGAAUAUAAGAAAAAGUUAUUUGUGAAGCUGAAAAAGGAAUUACGACCAGCACCAGAAGUUCCCGAACCAAGGAAAUCUCCAAAUACUGAAAAGAUUAUUCCUACUGAAAAUGUGCAAUUGCGAUCACAAGAAAGAACAACAAUAGACAGAAAAGAUGUUAAAGUGACGAGUGGGCUAAGACAAGCAAAGAGUUUGGGGUCAAUACAAACAGAAGAACGAACAGAUAAAUUAAGGAAGGAAAGUAAAAGUAACAAUCAAAGCCAAUUAAUAAAUAAAAAGAGUAAUUCUGAAAAAUCCGUUAUAGAAGUGAAACAUGAUGAAUUUAAUCCACGAAAUGAAUCAAGACACUCAGAUUUGACCAAUACAAGCACAAUAAAAACAAAUUUUGAAAACAGUUUCUAUAACGACGAAAAUGGUGAUGGAUUUGUAAUGAAAACAGUUAAGCGUAGAGAAAUAUUGCAAAGAUAUGAUAACGACAGUAGUUCCGAUGUCAAUUCCGUUGUUUCAAGUACCGACCCAUACGAUUGCAUUAUUGUUGAUGACCAUAUGACAUCUAAAAAGCAGCAAGAACUUGAUAGGCUCAGACAAGCUCGCUUAGAUGAUGAUAUUAAGAAAAAUAAGGAGAAUGCUUAUAUGCCUGAAUUUGAAGAAAUAGAAAUAAAUCCAAUAAAACCCCACGUUCGUUCCACGUUAACAACCGAAAAAUCUAAAAAGUUCUCUCAUGAACGUAGUUCUCCAAAAACAAUGGAAUUCAAAACAUUUAAAGAUAAUUCAAAAGAGAUAAAAAGCUCUUCAACAUCAACAGAAACAUUAAAGUACAAAGAUAAUGAACAGCAUACUGAUAUAUAUGGUGUUUCUAUAGAAAGAAAUGACAGUGAAAUACGAAACGAUGAACCGUACAAUGGAUAUGAUGAUGGAACUCUUAAGUAUAAAAAGAGUGCAAGUAAAGAAGAAAAAACUACCCAGUCAAAUAACUUUGAGAGCGGAAAGAAGAUUAAAGAGUAUCCACAAGAGGAAACAAGGUUACAGAAAAAAGAGAAUCGAACAAAUGAAAACAGAGAACCAAGAAUAGACUAUUCUUUAGAUAGACGUCAAGUAAGAAAAGAUUUAAAUGAUUCGAAAAAUAGAGAAACUAGACUAAGAAGUAGAUCAAACAGAAGUUAUGACGACAGCACAUUACCGUAUAAUGGACGAAAGGAGGAAAGGUACUACGAAGCAAAUAUAUCAUACUUUAGUGACCAAGAGAGACGUGUGUCCCGUUAUGAUUAUGAAACUGAUUCUAAAAAAGCUGAAAAAUCAAAGAUAAGACAAGAAGAAGCGAGGCUUGAAGCAAGACGAUAUAUAGAUCAUCGUAGAGAAGGACUUUAUAGUGAAUCAGACGAUCAAAAGUUCAAUGAGGCCUUAAAACAACAGCGACCCCAACUCCUGCCACGUACUAAGUUACUCAGACGAAGUGUAGAUGGAAGUGGAUUACCAGAGGAAGGUCAUACAUUUGGCCCUUGGUACGAUUUAUGGGGUCGUGAAACAGUCAUGUAUAAGUAG